UGGGAAAGAGGAUUGCUGUACGUGCUCUUUCACUAGGCAGGCAGAAGGGUCGAGCAGCAGCAAGUGGCUCUCCGACUGGCCCUGCCCACCGUGUGGAGACAGGCCAGCUUCUUCCCCGCCCCCUGCCAGGAGAGCUCGGUUCCCUUGGUAGCGGCGGAAGGCGGAGUAGUACCGAGCGGGAAUAACGGUCAGAGUUCCGCGUCGCCGCAGCCUGUAUAUCCCUCUCCAAGAUGUCGAUGUCGUCGUCGCCAACGCCGCCUCGGCGCGCCGUGCAGCUGGCCCCCAACUCGCUGGCUCUGGUGUUGCGCCGCCUGCAUGAGCAGAACGAAGAGGAGGCAACCCCGGACGAGCCGGAGCCGGGCUGCUGGGACGACGAGGCGAGCGGCGCGGCCGUGUUCCAGGCGUUCCGGCGCGCCAACGCCGCCUGCUACUGGAACGCCGGGCUGGCGCACGCCGUUGCGCGGGUUUGGCUGCAGGGCUGGCUGAGGGGCGGCGUGCUCUUGCUGCAGGGCCCCAGCGCCCCGCUGCAGCUCCUCCGCGAUGCUUGGCUCCGCAGGGCGCUGCGCCCGCCCAAGGGCUUUCUCAUCAGGGCUGUGGGUGAUGUAUCUCCAGUGUGCAUGAAUCCCAUUUCACAGUCCCAGUUUGUUCCUUUGGCAGAAGUCUUGUGUUGUGCUAUAUCCGAUAUGAAUGCAGCUCAAAUUACGGUUACACAGGAAACCUUACAGGAUCAGUUGGGGAAACAUUACCCAGGCAUUGCAACUCCCACACAUGAUAUUCUAUAUAGUACACUUGGGAUGCUAAUUAAAGAACGGAAGAUAUAUCACACUGGGGAAGGAUACUUCAUAGUGACUCCAACUACCUACUUUAUCUCUAAUAAUGCUAAGAAGAACAACAAGAGGGUUCUGUUGGGAGAUAAUUGCCCUCCAGAGCCUUCUAUUACAUACCUUGUAAGUGUUGAGAAUGCUGCAGAAUUUCUACAAGAUAAUUUUCCUACUGCGUCCCAUUGCAGAUCCUGCCAUUGUUUCCCUGGGCAGAUUGCAGUGAAUGAACAGAAAGCUCAGCAACUAGUUAGCCAUGAGCCUAAUGGAAAACGUCACACAGGAUGUUGUGAAUCCAGAUUUUCAGUUCAGAAUCUAGCCACUGAUACAUUUGUUGGCAACCAUUGUUGUGAAGCUGCUCACUGUGUACAGGCAGUGAAAGAAAAGAAGGCUAAGAAGUUUGGUUUUAGCCUUUUCUGGCGCAACAGUGCUAAGAAAGAAAAAGUUAAAAAAGUGCAUGCUUCAUUUUCUGCACAGUUUCCUCCUGAAGAAUGGCCAGUCAGGGAUGAAGAUAAUUUGGAUAAUAUCCCACGUGACGUUGAACAUGAAAUUAUCAAGCGCAUCAACCCUGUGCUGACUGUGGACAAUAUAAUUAAACACACCACACUGAUGCAGAAAAUAGAGGAACAGAAAAAAUACAUCAGUAAAGGAACCUCUACAGAAGUGUUGGCAAUGAAGCACAAACAUCUUUCCAAAGGGUGCACCCAGAAAAAACAAAACAAAGCUACAAAGCAUCGCAGGAAAGCGCAGUCCAAAAAAGAAAAGCAAAUUAGUAAGUCACAGAGAGAGUUUAUAAGUAAUGAACAAAUACCAGCUAAUGGCAAACUGGAAAACUAUGCUGAAGAUCCAUCAUCCUGUGUUACAAACGAAGCUAUAUGCAAUCAACAGUUGUGUGAGGAUGCAAUCAAUGUUGAAUCUCAUUUUAUAUACAAAAAAGAAGUUGCUAAUCCAUUUCAAGACAUUCCAUGUAGAGGAAACAGAUCAACAAAAGGACAUAAAAAUCAGAAAAACAACAAUGUAAAGUCCAGGGCUCCAAGAUCAGAGAAGAAUUUUCCAAGGUCUUGGUGUUUGGAUUCCUCAAGAACUGUGAACUGUAAAGCCAAACAGUCAUUCAUUGUCACAUGUGAUGUUGAAGAUAAAAAGAAACAGCUAGAUCACCCACCAAUCAAGGUUUUGCAAAAAGAAGUCAAUUAUGAUUAUCUGAGGGGGAGUGCAGCUUGUAAACGUAAUUUGCGUAGAGGAGAAAACCCCAAAAGUACAGUGGGGAUCCAGGUAGCUUCUAGCACUUAUGCCACAUGCAUGGAUGAAGCAGCAGCAGAGAAAAAGCAUCCUCAGAACUCCAGUCAAACUCACCAGUGUGAUCAAGUCGGCUUGCUGGGUCAAAAUGUAGAUCAGCUAACUAAUACUCAUCUCUCCAGUGAUACAGACGCAGCUCAACAAUUUAAACCAUCUGAAAAUAUUGUUGCUCACAGACAAAAUGAUGAUUUAAAGAGUGAGUUCAAGUCUAGUAACACAAACAAAUGGCUUGAGUCUUUUAACCCACAAUAUGAAGGAUUCACUUACAAUAAACAGACUCCAUAUCAAGAAGUGGAUGGUGGUGACACUUGUAGUUCUCUGUAUCAUGAUUAUGAACAGCAACAGCAUAAGGAGUUGUCCAAACUACAAUCCAACCAACUCCCAUAUAGUUCUUUAGAUACGAAGAAGUGGAAUAGCCUAGAACAGGAUCCUACUAGCACAACAGUAUUGGAAAAUGGAAGUGUUAAUUCUCACUUCUUAGGAUGCAGAAUGGAUACAGACAAGGUUGAUUCCUGUGAGUGUGAAGAAAAUGAAAUUUGUAGUCUUUGUAGGUCAAAGGAUAGCUUAAAAGAGCAUCAGAAAAUAAGCCUUGAAGGAGAAAGUUUUGUGUGCCACCAGAUAUCUCAGUAUGCUUACCAAAACAAUGAAGAGAGAGAGAAUGGUUAUGAACAUGGGCAGACAUCUGAUACUGCUGAACCCUGCAUGUUUGAUUUCUGUGAUGUGCAUGAAGCAAAGACUAGAGUUUGGCAGAAGUCAGUAAAUGAAGUGGGUGGGAAAUUAGCAUCUUUGAUGCUGCCACCCAAAGGCUGGGAAAUUAAUUCAAAACUUGUGGGAAAGCAACAGCCAUUUGAUAACACUGAUGCUGCUAUUCUAGAGCAAAGUGUCCAAUAUGAGCAAAGCCACUUGGAAGGGACAGGAAACCACAGCAUAACUGGAGACAGUGGGAUAGAUUCACCAAGAACACGAAGUCUGGCAUCUGCUAAUUCUGCCAUUUUAGAAGGACUGAAGAAAAGACAAAGCUUUCUCUUGAACUUGGAAGGCAUAGAAAAGACAAUACAGAAUGGAAAGACUCUGACACGAAACUCUUUGCUUCAGUUGACUCCAGUCAUGAAUAUUUGAUUUUUUUUUCUUACCAGAGUUUGAUAAUUCUUUUGUAAAUAUGUUAAUAUAGUUACUGUAAAUGCCUUGAACUGUCAAAUAUGUUAAAACAGGUGAGAUCAUUAUAUUCUCCUCCUAAGACAUGAAAACUUUAUAAUAAACAUUUUUCAGUGUC
This is a messenger RNA of Rhineura floridana, 3387 nucleotides long. It is a transcript of the gene STOX1, whose product is annotated as storkhead box 1. Lineage: Eukaryota; Metazoa; Chordata; Lepidosauria; Squamata; Rhineuridae. Gene Ontology annotation, cellular component: cytoplasm; nucleus. The transcript is spliced from 4 exons. Gene Ontology annotation, biological process: positive regulation of transcription by RNA polymerase II. The record is from RefSeq and is a predicted model, not a curated record. Gene Ontology annotation, molecular function: RNA polymerase II transcription regulatory region sequence-specific DNA binding; DNA-binding transcription activator activity, RNA polymerase II-specific. The coding region runs from base 231 to 3233 and encodes 1000 amino acids.